UACUGUACUUUUUUUUUUCUUAGCACUGUAUUAUUACCACUGCUAAAAUUGAUAAAUUAAUACGUACGGAGUAUGCAAAAUUCAAUGCGCAUCCAUUUUUGAUUCUUCAAUCAUCAUUAAUAGGUCUGCAUCUUCUUCACCAAAAGCUCGAAUCCCUUUUUGUUUCUUUUUUCAGAUUCUGAAUUUCAAAAAUUUAGAAUUAUCCAUCCAUGGAAUCACCUGAAAAAAACGACGCCGUUGCAUUUGAGUCAGCUGAGAAGAUAAUUCUCCGGUGGGAUUCAACGGUAUCUGAAGAAGCUAGAGAGAAGAUGAUAUUCAACGGCGAUCGUCGCGAGAUCGAUCGCUAUUUACAAGCCGUUGAUGAAAUCCAACGGUCAAUGGAGUCCACCACACUCUCCGUCUCCGACGACCACGAUAAAGCCAACACCGCGAUCCAGAUCGCCAUGGCUCGUCUCGAGGACGAGUUCCGUAACAUACUCAUCGCUCACACAAACGCAAUCGAAGCCGAAUCAUUAACUGAUCCAAGUGUUUCAGAAGAAGACUGCCGCGAUACUCCACGCGCCGGCGACGAUGAUUCGUUCAGCAAAGAGCUGGAAAAACAAGGGAGUAGCACCAGCAGCAGUUACCGAUCUACUAACAGCAUCCGUGAGGUCGAUCUCAUGCCUUCAGAAGCAAUAGACGAUCUCCGGUGUAUCGCGGAGCGUAUGAUUUCAGCUGGAUAUCUCCGGGAGUGUAUUCAGGUGUAUGGCAGUGUACGCAAGUCUGCUGUAGACUCGAGCUUCCGGAAGCUUGGAAUAGAGAAGCUGAGCAUAGGAGAUAUACAGAGACUUGAUUGGGAGACUCUCGAAGCAAAGAUUCGUAGAUGGAUACGAGCAGCAAAAGUAUGCGUUCGCAUACUUUUCGCUAGCGAGAAGAAGCUCUGUGAGCAAAUCUUUGAAGGUUUGGGGACGGCGACGGAUGAUGCUUGCUUUAUGGAGACUAUUAAAGGUCCAGCUAUUCAGCUGUUCAAUUUUGCCGAAGCCAUUAGCAUUAGCAGGCGAUCGCCUGAAAAGUUGUUUAAGAUAUUAGAUCUUCAUGAUGCUUUAUCGGGUUUAUUAACUGAUAUUGAAAUUGUUUUCGAGUCAAAAUCUUCAGAGUCGAUUAGAGUUCAGUCAGUAGAGAUAUUGUCUAGGUUAGGGGAGGCUGCUAGAGGGAUAUUAUCGGAAUUUGAGAAUGCAGUGCUUCGUGAACCUUCUAGGGUUCCUGUCCCCGGAGGGACAAUUCAUCCCUUGACUAGGUAUGUCAUGAACUAUAUAAGUUUAAUCUCGGAUUAUAAGCAGACGAUGGUUGAAUUGAUUGUUUCAAAGCCUUCAACGGGAUCAAGGUAUUCGAGUGAUCCUAAUACACCUGAUAUGGAUUUUAGUGAGCUAGAAGGGCAAACCCCGUUGGCUCUUCAUUUGAUUUGGAUUAUUGUCAUUUUGCAGUUCAAUUUGGAUGGUAAGUCUAAGCACUAUAAGGAUACCUCUUUGGCUCAUUUGUUUAUGAUGAAUAAUGUCCAUUAUAUUGUUGAGAAGAUUAAAGGAUCACCUGAGUUAAGGGACAUGAUUGGGGAUGAUUACUUGAGGAAGUUAACUGGGAAAUUCAGGCAAGCUGCUGUUAAUUACCAGAGAGCAACUUGGGUGAGGGUUUUGCAUUGUUUGAGAGAUGAGGGAUUACACGUGAGUGGAAGUUUUUCAUCCGGGGUGUCCAAGAGUGCAUUGAGAGAGAGGUUUAAGGCAUUCAACGCCUUGUUUGAAGAGGUUCACAGGACUCAGUCCGUGUGGUUGAUACCAGAUACACAGCUCAAGGAGGAGCUGCAAAUUUCCAUAUCCGAAAAGUUAAUCCCAGCAUAUAGAUCGUUUCUUGGACGGUUCAGGAGCCAUAUAGAAAGUGGGAGGCAUCCGGAAAAUUACAUAAAGUAUUCUGUGGAGGAUUUAGAGAAUGCUGUCUUGGAUUUCUUUGAGGGGUACGCUGUAUCACAGCACUUGCGGAGAAGAUCUCAGUGAAAGAAUACAAGUUUCACCAUUUAGUACUUUAGGACAUUCUUUUGAAUUUUUUCAUGGAGUCAUUCAGGGGCUGAGGUUCUGACAUUUUGGUGUUUCUCGANUCUGGUGUUUCUCGAGUUUGUGCAUUCGUUUGUAGUAUUCCAGCGUGACGCGCUGCUGAAAACUUCGGAAAGAUCAGCUGUAUCUAUCAAGAAGGGUCAGUGCCUCCAGCCUCUGGAUGCUCUGGCCUGUAAGCAUGGUGUUGUUGUAUUUCUUCCAUACUUUAGAUUUUAUCUUAAUUUGUCCAUAUCUGAAUUGUUGUAUUGGUUCACUUUCUUGAAAAUUUUAUCAUAAUCAUGAUUUCAUUAACUUGAGUCCAGAAUUUAGUUCA
Nicotiana tabacum (common tobacco) is the source of this 2394-nucleotide messenger RNA. Its product is annotated as exocyst complex component EXO70A1-like. Lineage: Eukaryota; Viridiplantae; Streptophyta; Magnoliopsida; Solanales; Solanaceae. Gene Ontology annotation, biological process: exocytosis. Gene Ontology annotation, molecular function: phosphatidylinositol-4,5-bisphosphate binding. Gene Ontology annotation, cellular component: exocyst. The record is from RefSeq and is a predicted model, not a curated record.